CUUCUUAGGCCCUUGCCCACAGGAGUCAAAGGGUGGAGAGAACUGCUGAAGUACUGGGAUUUGGUUUGUUUCUGAGAAAAAAAAAUGUGUGUGUCAGUGAGCCAGCUGUGUUGAUGCAAAACAACAACAACAACAACAACAACAACAACAACAAAAUCCUCUCACCUCAAAGGGGCAUAGUUGGUGUUUCCAAAUGAUACCUGAAGUACCACAACAAUGUUGCCAUCAGUCUUUGCAGAAGACAUUCUUACUGUGUCGACCAUUUUCUAGGACCACAGGAAUGCAAGGCACCAUGUAAAAAGAGAAAAGAUCACCACUGGCCCCUUAUAUGUAUAAAUUGCCUAGACGUGACAAAUUCUGGAAGAGAGUAUUCCAGUGUAUUUCACCAUCAUCCUUUCAUGAUGGAAGCCAUCAGUUUGUCCCACGUUUUAUUUUCUAGGGACCCAAGCUACUUUCAUCAUGAAAAGACAGAGAUGGACAGGAUGGUGUUCGACUGCCUGACAAGUAGUUACCAGGAGUCAGUGACCUUUGAGGAUGUGACUAUAGACUUCACCCAGGAAGAGUGGACUUUAUUGGAUACAAAACAAAGGAACCUUUACAGAGAGGUGAUGCUGGAGAACUAUCAGAACCUGGCCACAUUAGGAUGUCAGCUCAUCAAACCUAGCUCAAACUCUUGUUUGGAGACAGAAGAGUUUAGAGUAGUCGAGAGAGGAGUUCACCAAGAAUGGGCUAUGCGACUUAACACCAGAGGGACAAUGUUUCAGUUAAAAAUGUCAAAUGAGAUACAACUGUCAAAUAGCUAUGAUGGAAAGGAGCUCUGUGACUUUAAGCCACCUGGAGAAAUCAUCAAAGAGCCUUCAUGUAGUCCGACACACAUAGGUAUUGAAAACAGAGGAAACAUUUAUGAUUGUGUUCAGUAUGGACAAGCCUUUCCUGUGCACCCUGAGGAAACCUCUUCUGUAGACAAAGGUCCUGAGUUAAGCCAGUGUGCAAAAGACACAAGUCUGGCUGCAAGUGCUCCUUACCAGACAACAUGCGAACCAGCCAAAACCCUCAAAUCUAGUGAAUUUCAACAAGCCCUUAAGGCAUGUGAAGACAGACUCUUUAAAUGGGUACAGUGUGGUGAUGCUUUUAACCCACCUAUGAGCCAUUCUGGGAAUAGUCAAACAUGCACUGGAAAAAAACCCCAUGAAUGUAAGGAAUGUGGGAAAAGUUUUAAAUAUUCUGCCAACCUUAAUAUUCAUAUGCGUACCCACACCGGUGAAAAACCUUAUGAAUGUAAGGAAUGUGGAAAAGCCUUUUCUAGGUGUUACCCACUAACUCAGCACUUAAAAACUCACACUGAAGAGAAACCCUUUGAAUGUAAGGUUUGUGGAAAAUGCUUUAGAAAUGCCUCAAGCCUUAAUGAUCACUUUCGGGUUCACACUGGAAUAAAGCCCUAUAAAUGUAAGGAUUGUGGCAAAGCCUUCACAGGGCGCUCUGGCCUUAGUAAACAUUUACCAACACACACUGGAGAGAAGCCUUAUGAAUGUAAGGAAUGUGGGAAAGCCUUCACUUCAACCUCAGGCCUUAUUAAACAUAUGAAAAGUCACAUGGGGGAGAGACCCUUUGAGUGUGACCACUGCGGCAAAGCUUUUGCUUCUUCCUCAACCCUUAUUACACAUUUGAGAACACACACUGGAGAGAAGCCCUUUGAGUGUAAAGUUUGUGGGAAAGCAUUUACAUGUUCUUCUUAUCUUCGCAUUCACAUGCGGACUCACACUGGAGAGAAGCCCUAUGUAUGUAAAGAAUGUGGCAGAGCCUUCACUGAGCGCACAAGCCUUACCAAACAUUUACGAACACACACUGGAGAAAAUCCCUUUGAGUGCAAUGUGUGUGGAAAAGCAUUUGCAUGUUCUUCCUACCUUCAUAAUCACAUGCGAACUCAUACUGGAGAGAAACCUUAUAUGUGUAAGGAAUGUGGGAAAGCCUUCGCUGUUUCUUCACAUCUAAGUAAACAUGUAAGAAUCCACACAGGAGAGAAACCCCAUAAGUGUGAGGAAUGUGGGAAAGCAUUCACUGUGCGUUCUGGUCUCACAAAACAUAUACGAACUCACACUGGGGAGAAGCCCUAUAAUUGUAAAGAAUGUGGGAAAGCCUUUACUACAUCUUCAGGCCUCCUUGAACAUAUAAGAAGUCACACAGGAGAGAAACCGUAUGAAUGUGACCAGUGUGGAAAGGCCUUUGCUUCUUCCUCCUAUCUUAUUGCACACCUGAGAAUUCACACUGGAGAGAAGCCCUUUGAGUGUACCGUGUGUGGGAAAGCGUUUACAUGUUCCUCCUACCUUCAUAUUCAUAUGCGAACGCACACUGGAGAGAAGCCCUAUGGAUGUAAGGAGUGUGGGAAAGCUUUUGCUGUUUACUCACAUCUCAGUAAACAUGUAAGAAUUCACAGUGGAGAGAAGGCCUAUAAAUGUAAAAGUUACAGAAUAGCUUUCAGUAGUUCUCAUCUUACAGAACACAUAAAAACCCUUGAGAUAAAUUCUUUGAUAUAAGGAAUGGAGAGACUGCUUUAGAAAGUUCUGUUACUUUAGGAGUGCAUUCAGAUUCACAGUGGAAAGAAAGUUUAUCAGUAUAAGCCAUUUGUAAAGUGAUUAUAUAGUAUUUGACUUCAAAGAUGUGAAACAAUUGAAGUUGCAUAGAUGCCUCAUGAACUGAAAAGAGUGGGAAGUCAUCAGAAUGCUCAAAAUCCAGUUCACAUGAACUCACUUUGAAGCUAUACAAUGUCAGAAACAUGGAAAGCCUUCACUGUUUCGUGGAUUUUUUUUUUUUAUAAGUAUGGGAGAGAAACUCUUGAUACAAUGUAGAAAAUUGUAUUUCUCCUCAAUGCUUUGAUUACCUACAGUACUACAGUGGAGGACUUUGGGAAAGUAAGAAAUGUUAGAGAGUAAUUAUUUACAUUAGUUAUCAACAUUCAGUAAGCAUGAAGUGAUUCACAUUUGGGUAAAUGUGUGUAUAGAAUAUGGAAAUUGUUUCUGUGUCUUAAGACCUUGUAUACUAGCAGAAACUUGGCUUUCUUGAUAGUUUUAUAAAUUUAUUUUGACUAUUUUUUGCAUUUUCAAUACUUGAGAUAUUUUAAUAUUUUCACUUAAUGACUUUCCAGUCUUAAAAUUGAUUCAAGAUGUACGAAAUUCUGUGGAAUAUAUGUAUAUGAAGCACUUAUCAGAAUAAUUAAAAUGUGAUAUAGUAAUUUUGGUAUUAUGAAGCACUUUUUACUGCCUUAGAAAAUUCAUCAACUGCACUCUUAAGUUACCUUUCUUGUAACUGAAAAUAUAUAACCUUUAACAAUAACUCAUAAGCAUUAACUCUUAGCUCUUGAUAACUACAACUACAUUUUUCUUCUGUUUGACUAUAUUCCCCUCUUUUAAAGACAGGGUCUCACUAUGUAGUUCUGACUGUCCUGGAACUCACUAUGUAAACCAGCCUUGCCUUGAACUCACAGAGAUCAUCUGCCUCCCAAGUGCUAGGUUUAAAUGCAUACACCACUUUGCCCAGCUACACUCCAUAUUUGAAUAUGAUAAUGUAUUUUUAGUGUUUGUGUCUGGUUUAUUUUUUAUAACAAAAUGUCUUUAGUUUUAUCCCUGUUGUCUUGCAUGAAAGAAUGUUUUAAAAAGAGGGUAGACAGUCUACUUUUUAUGCACACUCAGAAUUUUUGUAUGUAUGUAUGUAUGUAUAUAUGUGAUGUGUGUUUGCAUGCAUCUCUGUUUAUGAAUGUAGGCUCUAAAUGUGAAUGUAGAGGUCAGGAAAACUUUGGAUUCCAUGCUUGACUUCCACCUUAAGACAGAGUCAGUUUCUCAUCUCCCCAGCCCCUAUGAAAGUUUCUUUACACAAAGGAACAUUUAGGUCAUUUCCAUACUCUAUUGUUGGAAACAAAUUGAACUGCUACAUUGAACAUAGAUGCAAAUAUCUCUGUAAGCAUUCCUUGAGUGUAUGCCCAUAAUUAGUUUGUUGGAUUAUUUAGUUGGCAUAUAUAUAUUUUUAUGAGGAGCUUCAAUACUGUUUUCCAGAUAGCUCUACCAGUUUUUAUUCUAUUAAAAAUGAUAAUAUAUGUAAACAUUUUUAUAUUUCUUAUUAGAUGCAUUUUAUUUCUCUUUCUUACUUAAUUGGCUCAACCUGCAGCAUUGUGAUGGAUAUAAGUUCCAAGCAGGGAUACUAUUCUUGAUUUGAAAGGAAAAGCUCUGGAGUUUUCACUGAGUGUGUUGAUUGCCACUGACUUUUCAUACAUAUAUAGUCACUGAUAAAUUUCUGUAUGUCAUCUGUAUAUUAAAUUUGUUGAGACUAUCAUGAAA
Arvicola amphibius (Eurasian water vole) is the source of this 4328-nucleotide messenger RNA. RefSeq names its product zinc finger protein 883-like. The record is from RefSeq and is a predicted model, not a curated record. The transcript has 8 exons. Gene Ontology annotation, molecular function: DNA-binding transcription factor activity, RNA polymerase II-specific; RNA polymerase II cis-regulatory region sequence-specific DNA binding. Bases 399 to 2534 code for a protein of 711 amino acids. Gene Ontology annotation, biological process: regulation of DNA-templated transcription. NCBI's taxonomy places the organism in Eukaryota, Metazoa, Chordata, Mammalia, Rodentia, Cricetidae.